Jaminaea rosea is the source of this 2076-nucleotide messenger RNA. RefSeq names its product actin-like ATPase domain-containing protein. The transcript has a single exon. Lineage: Eukaryota; Fungi; Basidiomycota; Exobasidiomycetes; Microstromatales. Gene Ontology annotation, biological process: microtubule-based movement. The coding region runs from base 36 to 1991 and encodes 651 amino acids. The record is from RefSeq and is a predicted model, not a curated record.
CUUUCCCUUCCCUUCAAUUCCUGCCUUUUGCCAUAAUGGCAUCAACAGCUGCGCCCUCAUCUAGCAGCAGUCGACAAUACCUUGCUCCACCAUCAUCAGCAAUUCGCCCCUCCGCCUCCUCAUCAGGUGGUGGUGGAGGCGUCACCCGCCGUCACUCCCUCUUUGGCACAGAGGAUCGCAUCGUUCUCGACCUGGGCUCACGCUACAGUAAGGUCGGCUUCAGUGGUGAAGCUCAACCGCGUGCCGUCUUUCGCACCCUGAAUUGGGGCGGGAAGCGACCAGCAGUAGAUGCUCUGUACGCUCCUCAGGCUGCGGCGUUGGGGGAUGACGAGGGGCUGGCCGCCGACGUGCUGAUGUGGGAUCUGGACAUUGGCAGAGGGGAGGCUGCUCACGCUGAGGCAAAGGGAGCACUCCUAGCUGCCCGACUCACGGUAAUGCUGCGUCGCAUCUUCCACGACGCACUGAAUGUGGACCCAUCACAGCGCAAGGUCAUCCUGGUAGAGAACCCGCAAACGCCCCGAAUCAUCAGACAAUGUUGCCUUCAAGCCUUAUUCGACAACCUCAAGGUGCCCUCCGUCUCCGCCAUGCCGGCCCCUAUCAUGACUUUGAUGGCGCAUGGAGCCACAAUGGGGCUAGUAGUGAGCGUGGGCGUGCUGGAGACGAGUGUGGUCCCCGUCGUGUGGGGCAGGGUGAUGGGGAAUGAGGUGAGGAGGAAUGCAAGAGCAGCGAGGGGACUGGAGAGGAGAACACGGGCAUUGUUGCUGAGGUAUGGGAGGGUAGUGGUGUGUGGCGAAGAACUGGAGAAGGGCCAGAGGAGAAGGACACGCAAGGUCGAGAGAACAGAUUUGACGCAACAGGUCUUGGAAGAGGUGCUCAUGAGCAAAGCCUUUGUGGCCGCAAAGAGCGCAGAACCUCCCUCAAGUAGAUCAAAUACAGCGACUUCAGCGUCGUUAAAACCCAGACGGCCGGCCACCACAGCCGCAGACUCGGGCAAUAAGCCACCACCAGACUGGCGUCUCCCUCCUACAGGCGACGACGAAUCCGUGCGCCAAGCUCGCACCUUCCUGUCUCAAUAUGACGAGGCAGACGACCAGGCCCUCCUGUCGCAGUUACGCACACGGUACAAGACCGCUUCGACCGCAUCGCACAUCACCUUUCCCCUGCCGCCAAUGGGGCACGACGACCCGGCGCACACGUCCAUAUUUCCCACGGCGCCGGCUACCUUUGCCCUGCCCCCCGAUCAGCAGCAGCGAGCCAAUGCUCGCAAAAGUUCACGGGAAGAUCUCAUCAUUCCCGGAUGGCUGAGGGAGCGGGUUGCGGACUACUUUUGGGACAGCGAAGACGCAGAGGACGACAGCGAUGAGGACGAAUGCCCUCCCUUGCAUUUGCUCAUCCUCUCCACCCUGCUGCGUCUGCCCAUCGACCUUCGGCGCCCCCUCGCGCGCUCUAUCCUCGUUACAGGCGGUGUGGCUUCCAUGCCUGGCUUCGCACACAGAAUGGGCAACGAGCUGCGCGCUGUACUGGACGAGGUGACCGAGGAGGACCUAGCAGGGGCCAUGGUUAACCUGGCGGUCACGCCAGUGGCGCAACGAGGCAAGGGCGCAGGCGCUACUGGAGGAGGGAAGAGUGCUCGCUACGCCACCCUCAAGCCCCUGCGCGACGAGCUCAACGUGGCCAACGACCAUUCCCCGCCCGAGGGCCUCGACAGUGGUGCUCCCCUCCUCCCUCCGAUGCUACACGCAUGGUUCGGCGCUUCUCUCGCUGGCUCGCUCCGCCUCUCGAGUGUGGAAACGGUGCGACUCGACCAAUGGCAGGCGGCGACUAAAGCUGCGGAGGAGCAGGUGGAGAAGGAGAAGGAGGUAAAAACAGGCGGUUUCGCCGUCCAGCCGGGAAUGCCGCCCAAGAGGGGAAGCUUUAUGGGUAUCGUAGGUGGAUUGGAUACCGGGGCUUUUGGUGGGCUGGCGGCUGUUAGUCGGCAAUUGAGUCGGUGAGCGAGCGGAGUCCGUAAGCGUCUUCAAUGAUACCACGAUCAUCUCCCACCCUCUGGGCCUUUCGUCCAUGCGUGACUUGAUCAAU